Messenger RNA from Saccostrea cuccullata (small rock oyster), 4419 nucleotides. RefSeq names its product glutamate receptor ionotropic, NMDA 2B-like. Gene Ontology annotation, biological process: monoatomic ion transport. Gene Ontology annotation, cellular component: plasma membrane. The record is from RefSeq and is a predicted model, not a curated record. Gene Ontology annotation, molecular function: NMDA glutamate receptor activity. NCBI's taxonomy places the organism in Eukaryota, Metazoa, Mollusca, Bivalvia, Ostreida, Ostreidae. Bases 458 to 3685 code for a protein of 1075 amino acids. The transcript is spliced from 16 exons.
GACACGAAAAGCUACGAGGCAAAAUCGGGAAUGAAAAUUUAAAAGCAGUGGGCAUUUCCCGGACGCGUUCACUGGUUUAGAGAAGCUGAAACCAUUCUGUACAUCUUAAAAUUCCGGAGAGGUCCAUUGAGAGAACUGCAGUAUCUCUCCAGUAAUGCAUAGUGUAGAUUAUCGGACGCCGAAGCAGUGAGAUGCUUUCAGCAAAAGAAAUGACACCACAACAAAUCAUGCAGCAGUCAAGCAACAAUUUGUGCCACUUGGUACUCGCAAUUGACUCAUUUCCGAUAAAAGUGGUUAAUAACAAGACAUAAUGUGAUAAUUCAUUUAGUUCGGGAGCAGAAGAUAAAAAGAAAAUUUAGGAGGACAAUUUUGUUUGAUUCUUUUUUCAUUUGGAAAGAAAAAGAGGAUUUUUAUUUUUAUUUUUUUUUCCAGGACAAAAAGUGUGUUGCAUGGAAAUAUGUGUUUCAUUGUAAUCCAUUGUAUAUUUUUUCUUAUCAUGGAAUUAAUACCGAUUUUAAAAGGACAGACCACACAAGUAUCCAUAUAUCUUAUAAUGCCUGACCGAGCCAAACUGAACAGAAAUCUUAAAAGCACAUUUUCCGAAGCAGUUUUUACAGUGGGAACAAGGGUAUUUAGGAAGUCUCCCAUAUUUUCAAAUUUAAGGAUAAAGCGACACGAUACUAUUAUAGACAAGGAAAACCCUCAUGAAAUUUUGGAUAUGUUUUGUGAAACUAUAUUCCAGUCGCAUGUGAAUACUAUUUUGUAUUUUCAAUUACAUCCAACGAAGGAUCCAACACCUAAGUUUAUCAUAAAUAUGGCGGAAUACUUAAAAAUACCGGUCAUUUCCUGGGAUCCACAAUAUCCAGGCGCUCUGCAGCAUAAGCAAGAUUCUACUGUUCUUCAAAUGGCACCGACCAUAUAUCACCAAUGUUCUAUGAUGCUUGGAAUUUUGAAGAGGUUUAAUUGGACUAAUUUCGCCAUCGUGUCAACAACGACGUUUAAUUACUUGGAAUUUACUGGAUCCAUUGACAUUCUCAUCAAGGAACACAACACUAAGGUUAAAUUCGAUAGAAAACGCAGAUUUAAUCUUCUCUCAUCCAUAGUUGUUAAUCUCCGGCCAUCGGACAAUGACACAGUGAUCAAAACCAAAUCCAGACAGGCCUUAUUAAAAGAGAAUAAUCCGGAGAAUAGAGUCUUCCUUAUCCAUGUUAGUUCUAGGGAGGCAAAAGACAUACUGGAAGUGGCAGAAGAACUGGGUCUAACGGGAAAAGAAUACAUUUGGAUCAUGUCUUCUUUCUGCUUAGGAAAUAUGGACUAUUCCAUGCCACCAAGGGCUUAUCCGCUCGGAAGUUUAGGCGUUACAUACUCCAGCAUUUCGAAGGAUGGAUUUGAAGAUCAGCUGAUAGACGAUGCACUGAAGACUUCGGUCAGACUUUGGGUUGAGACUCUUAAGAAAACGUUUAUAAACAAGGAUCAAUAUAAGAUAUCUCCCAAUUUUUCCUGCAACUCUCAACAGCCACUCCAACAAUGGCUGGAUGGAGAAAAGUUCUAUCGAGUGAUGAGAAGUGUUCGAUUGGAUAGGCCCACGCCUAUUCAAUUCAGCAACAACGGUGUGAACCAGCUUGUAAAAUUAAGGAUAGUGAAUAUUCAGCAGAUGACCGAAAAUCAUAGAACUUCAAGAGUCUGGAAAGAGGUAGGUAGAUGGGUACCUAUGGAAUCUAAUGUCACACACAAAGCAGAAAUGACAGUUGAAAUGUCGGGAAUCACGUGGCCGGGAAAUGCCGUGUUACCCCCGCUGGGAAGACCCGAGAAACGAUUCAUGAGGAUUGUCACUUUAAAGGAAAAACCUUACGUGUUCUACCUGGACAAGGAUGCUAAUGGAAAAUGUCCCCCACCUGCUGUGCCCUGUCGGCUGGUGAAGAAGAUUAACCCUGAAAACAACAAUACUCCACAAAACAACACGGUGUCCCGGUGCUGUGCUGGGCUAUGUAUCGAUAUCUUAAGGGUGCUUAGUUCAAAGAUGCAGUUUGAUUACGAAUUGUACGAGGUUCCAGACCAAACAUGGGGACUUCCAGAUCAGCAAACAGGGGAAUGGAACGGGUUGAUUAAGCAAAUUCAGGAUGGUUUGGCAGACAUGGUUCUGACGUCAUUGAAAAUAACCCCAAAACGUAGCGAAGUUGUCGAUUUCUCCAUCCCCUUCCUGGAGACCGGCAUCACUAUAAUGGUUUCCAUCAGAAAGGGAAACAUCUCACCUACGGCAUUCCUAGAGCCGUACGAUUAUCCGUCAUGGUGCGUCAUUUUGGUGUUCAGUGUGCACGUGACCGGAGCCGCCAUAUUUAUUUAUGAAUGGCUAAGCCCCCAAGGACUAAACAGGGGCGCCACUCCAUUGAGAGAACACAGAUUUUCCCUAUUCCGAUCUUUUUGGUUAAUCUGGGCUAUGCUCUUUGGUGCCUCCGUGUCCACAGACAACCCCCGAGGGGUUUCGAGUAGAUUCCUUUCCAACGUGUGGGCUCUGUUCGCAUUAGUCUUCUUGGCAUCCUAUACAGCAAAUCUGGCCGCUUUCAUGAUCACGAAAGAUGAAUAUUACAACUUGUCCGGAAUAAAGGACUGGAGGCUGACCAAUCCAUACUUCAUGAAUCCUCCGUUCAAGUUUGCCACUAUUCCUAAUGGCAGCACAGAGGAAAACCUGAGGAAGAAUCAUUACAAUAUGUAUAAAUACAUGCAACGUUACAACAGAGCAACGGUGGACGACGCAGUAAAGGCGCUGAAACAAGGGAAGAUCCAAGCCUUUAUUUACGAUGCCACACCUCUGGAGUAUCAUACGGGAAAUGACGACAACUGCGAGCUGAAGACGGUUGGAGAGAAAUACGCCAUGACAGGUUACGGUCUUGCCGUACCUCAGAAAGCCAAAUAUCUAGAAGAAAUCAACGAAGUCAUUCUGGAACUUCAAGAAAACGGCGAACUAGAAAGAUUAAGAAGAUUCUGGUUGGCUGGUGCUUGUCACGUGAAGCGAAAACGAGGCCAAUCCAGUCAUACUAUUGGUAUUCCAAAUUUCACCAGUGCUUUCAUUUUGCUGGCGUCUGGUGUACUUCUUGGUGGUCUGGUGUUGUUAUUGGAACAUUUGUAUUUCAAAUUUGGUCGUCGAUGUCUCCGGAAAUACGACAAAAAUAUGUGCUGUUCACUUGUUAGCUUGAGCAUGGGCCGAUCCCUAACCUUUGAACAGUCUGUUAUGAAAGCCUUGGCUAGAGAGAAACACAAAGAAUGCAAGAACCCUCGAUGUGAACUUUUAUUGUGGAAGGAAAAGCAUCAUCAUGAUUUAUCUCUGCUUUACAUAAACAAACUCAAAGACCAACUUCAGAGCUAUGGAAUAACACCAGAAGAGGACCCGAUGAAACAACUAGAAAUUUGUGAUACUUUUGAUAAACAUAAUGGAUAUCCAACUACGUGUCAAUUUCUGCAAAGUCCAUUCAAAAGUAUAGAAAACAGACACGAAUGCCAUCAGUUAGACUCUUAUGACAGUACGCCCGUCAGGUGGAAAAGGAGGUCCUUAAAGCGAUCUCCGAGUUACACAAACGCUGUGGAAGUGCCCGUUCCCGAGAUCUCAGAAAAACAAAAAGUGCGAUUCAAUGAAGGGAAAUUUUAUUACGAGGUAGACAACGAGGGUUCUGAUCAGGAGAUACUUUGAUCCAUUUCUGGAUUGGGGUGUCAUUGUGUGGGCUCCAUUUUAAUUGUGUACGUGUGUUUGACGUUUACCUUAGUUGUUAAGGUAACUUAAAUGUUGACAUCGCCUGUGCAGGUCCAUUGCCCAGAGAUUGUAUUCUUUAGGCCAAUUUAAGUCUUUUUUUAAAACAAUAAAAAUUUGUAUUAUUAUUUGCAAUACAUUUGGAGGAAAUUUUAUAAAACCAGUCUAGGACAAAGGCGCAAAUAAUGCUGAAAUAACCUACAUUUGUAUGAUCCUAUGUGAAAAGCAAAACCAAGACAGAGAACUGUUUUAUUUUGCAUUGAUGUCAUAUUCAUUAUUCCGUUCUAAGUCUGCUUCAUAAACUUACAAAUAUGAACAAUUUCAAAACAUGGAGAUUUAUGUCUGUUGUGAAGAAGAGAGUGCGUCGGUGUGAAAAUGUUAAUUGUUUGAAUGCAGUACUAAUGUAUGAUGGGUAAAUAAAUCAUUGUACACAUCUUUAGCAUAAUCAUUGAGAAAAAAAACAUGAAAAGUAUUGUAUAGUAUCAAGAUGACCGUUAAGGUUAAUUGACUAUUAGUAUAUCAAGUUCAAAGUAAACUAUUGUGUCUCACCAACUGUCAUUCCAUUUUAUUAUAUGAACUACAUUUUCCAACAAUGUCCUUUAUCCAUGAAAAAUAUACUAUAUCCAAAGACAAAAGAUUUUGAAAUUUCUUUGUUGAUAAACAUUAAUUAUGAUAAU